Nicrophorus vespilloides is the source of this 994-nucleotide messenger RNA. It is a transcript of the gene Gclm, whose product is annotated as glutamate--cysteine ligase regulatory subunit. NCBI's taxonomy places the organism in Eukaryota, Metazoa, Arthropoda, Insecta, Coleoptera, Silphidae. The transcript has 4 exons. Gene Ontology annotation, molecular function: enzyme regulator activity; glutamate-cysteine ligase catalytic subunit binding. Bases 151 to 909 code for a protein of 252 amino acids. Gene Ontology annotation, cellular component: glutamate-cysteine ligase complex. The record is from RefSeq and is a predicted model, not a curated record. Gene Ontology annotation, biological process: glutathione biosynthetic process.
CAGAUAAAUGACGCGAUCAUUUUCAGUUUGAACGCAACGCAAACGCAACAACUAGUUGUUUGUAUUUCUCCUCGAUUACAACAUCGUUCGCAACUUAUUACAUCCAAUUACAUCUACAAGUGAAAUAUCAUCAAUAAAGAAAGGUGCAUUAUGGCAAACGUAUUAACUGAAAACGUGAAGACAUUGAUUGUCAACACUGGCAAUAUAUUGUCCUUCAACGAUAUUACUAAAAAUCCAGGACAAAAUCCUUCAGAAGAGCUUGAAGAGGCCAUCAAGUUGACAAUAUCAAACAAUCAUGUCAGUAAUUUGGCAGCUGAAGAAACCAAUUUGAUUACAAGCAAGCAUAAUGAUUUGGUGGAGAAAAUGUCCGAGCAUGAUUUAGAAAACCUGAAGAUUGGUAUUAAAAUAUUCUUGACCACUGACAAUGCUACUUACAUCAAACAGGCUUUAGAUAAAGCAUUUGCUGCCCUUAAUGUGAGUUCCGUGCACAAUGUUAUUGUAUCUCUAUACAAUAAGGGAACUCCAGAUGAGCAGGUGCAAAAGAUUUUAAACAUUUGGUCAUGUUUAGAAGAAUUUGUCAAUGCAAAGAAAGUGCAACAGAUUGGGUUAUCUGACAUUGAGGAAAAUGGAUUUCGUUCAGUCUAUGAAGCUGUGAAAGUAAAGCCCAGUAUAAUUCAAAUUAACUUGGCUACCUGCUGUGUAGUCCCACCUACAUUGCAAGCAUUCUGCAAGGAACAUGAAGUUUUGCUUCUCACACACAGUGAUCCAGCUGAAAUUUUACCAUCCACUUCAAUCUUCAAUAUAUUUGAUACACCUCUGAACUUUAACUGGGCUGUCCGGUUCUUGGUACAUAUCAAGUGUAGAGGAGUGCUAACCACAAAAGGAUACAUUUUAAGUCUAAACAAGUAAAUUUUAGGUACUGUGUUCUAGGAAGUCAUUUAUGUACAACUAAUUUUUUUCUACAUUCCAAGUGACUUAUUUUAAUUAACAUUUU